Molecule: messenger RNA, 953 nt
Organism: Colossoma macropomum (tambaqui)
Lineage: Eukaryota; Metazoa; Chordata; Actinopteri; Characiformes; Serrasalmidae
Product: transcription cofactor HES-6-like
Exons: 4
Coding region: 63-704 (213 amino acids)
Biological process (GO): anterior/posterior pattern specification; regulation of neurogenesis; regulation of transcription by RNA polymerase II
Cellular component (GO): nucleus
Molecular function (GO): protein dimerization activity; RNA polymerase II cis-regulatory region sequence-specific DNA binding; DNA-binding transcription factor activity, RNA polymerase II-specific
Source: RefSeq, a predicted model, not a curated record
CUCCCACACACGGACUACACUACGGCUGCUCGAGCCCCCCACACCCCCUACCCUGUGACAUCAUGGCCCCCUUUAGGAGCGGAUUCAGUCUGGAGGAGGAGACGAGCGCGCGAGGAGACAGGAAGACCCGUAAGCCGCUGGUGGAGAAGAAGAGGAGGGCGAGAAUUAAUGAAAGCCUGCAGGAGCUCCGCAACCUCAUCACCGAGACAGAGUUGCAGGCAAAAAUGGAGAACGCAGAAGUGCUCGAGCUGACAGUGAAGCGGGUGGAGAACAUCCUGCAGCAUCAAUCUCACGAAGCUGAUACCAUGAGUCACGAGGCCAGUGAGCGAUUUGCCGCCGGCUACAUCCAGUGCAUGCAUGAGGUCCACACGUUUGUGUCCACCUGUCCUGGAAUCGACGCCACGGUUGCUGCAGAGCUAUUGAACCACCUGCUGGAGUGUAUGCCGUUACACGAGGAGAGUCUUCCAGAGGCACUGCUGGACCUGAUGGCUGACCAAUCAAUGACCUCUGCCAUACUGAGCCCAAUCAGAGCAACAAAUGGGGCAUCUGCAGCUCUCUCCCCAACUUCCUCUUCAUCGUCAUCCUCCUCCAGUGAAGAUCUGUGCUCAGACUCUGAGGAAACUGAUGGAGAAUCGAGUUCAAUUCCAGCUGAAGAGGAACAGGCCACUAUUACCUACAACACAUCUAUGUGGAGACCAUGGUAGGCCAAGAGGGGGCAGGAGUGAAAAACACAAACCUCUGAUUAUUGCAGAAACACUAAAAUGGACAAACCCCAUGGGAGUCAUAAGAAAACCUUGUAACCUUGUUUUUCAACGGAAAACAGCAGCUGCUGGACACAUUCAUGCUUUAUGGGCCUCUCUCAAAUACACUCAGCCUUUUUAUACAUCAAAUCACCUUGUUUCAUCAUACAGCCCCUUAGACAUACUAUACAUAUCCAAAUAUUUGUAGACACC